AUGCGUGGGAGCCAGCUCCCGAUGCGUCCGUAUGAGGUGUCGUGCGUGGCAGGACCAGUUCAGCAUGCUUUUGGCACAGGCACACCGCUGUGCGCAAAUCGAGGUGCCUUUUUUCAACUGUCCGAGAAGGUUACCAAGUGGUGUGAUUCUGUCGAGGCCACGAUCGUCCAGUGGAUUAUCGACUUCGUUGCUACCAGGGCCAUUGCGUUGUUUGUAUUGCUGAAUCCUCGCCUCUCCUCUCAUCAGCAAUUUCGUCUACAUCAAAUGAUGGCAAAGGCGGUGGAACGGUCGUGGCUCCGAAGGAAGCUUGAUGUGCGAUUGUUAAAGGGUAUACUGGCGCUCGCCUGCCCUAACCGAGAUCUACUCAACUUAAUUGAUUACCUGUCUGAUACUGCUGCGUCGAUAUGUGAGAGCCAGACUCUGUUAGACCUGCAAAUCUCCUCGAGUGACACAUGUCUUCAUGCGGCUCAGUGCACACCUACUUGUCAACCUGACCACUACGCACGAAGCCAUUCCUUCCUCUCUCGACCCUCCACUGCCAUUACACCUCCUCUAAAUACUGGUGGUCUCCUUGUUGCUGGGACCUAUCCUGGCCGUUUCGCGGGCCACUCACAUUCUUGCAGUGGAGGCAGCAGCCUGCAUAUAGAAGCAAAAGUUGAGAGAAUGCAGAACAAGCCGUGUCCUGAAGUCGCCAUCAGCAUCGGUUCGUCAUUUAGUUGCAACCAAGCUGAUGAAAAAACAUUAGAUGCCGGGAAUGUAAGCAUGGAUGCUGCAGCUCCCUGCGAUUUCAGUAUGCCGGGUAAGUUGCCUGACUGGAUACGCCUACAGGCUACUUGUCCCUCGUCAGCAACAGCUUUUCCAAUCACCACCAGACCUUCAGUGGGGAGAACAGGAGCAGCUUCAGGGCAUACAGCUAGAGAGAGUGCUCCAUCUGCUCAGUGUCCACGGAUCUGCUGUUCACAGUCGCUUUUGAGAAACCUGCAACACGCAAGUGUACUUCAAGAAGGAUGUCUUCUUCAUCAACCUCUGGCCCUUGCUCAGCCUCAGCAGUCCCAGGUGGUUCUAAAGGGGCCAUCGAGUUUAGCAGCAGCAGCAACAUCAAUAACCGUGUCACCAGCAGCAGCAGCAAGAGUGCCAGCAGCAACAGCAGCAGGGGCUCCCAUGCUAGUACCUGCAGAAACUGUCUCAUCAUCAUCGGCGUUGAUCCUGGUACCAGGAGCAUCGAUGGUAUCAAUACGACCGACACCCUUUUGGUGGCUGCUGACUGAGUGGUUCUGUGUGGAUCAUGACUUGGUGGCGGCCAUGCCUCCUGCUGUGCAGCGGUCUGUGUUGGAGGGGCUGUGUGGGGACCACAUGGAUGGCAUGCUUCGGCUCGUGCACACUGCAUCAGCCAUGCCGCAUGCCUGCUGUCACCAGGUUGUGCUGCCAGAGCUGUUUGCCUGGUUACGGGAGCAUCCUCCCACGUGCUGCAUCUCGCUUGAGCCUCUUGUAUCACAGGAUGGACGCGUUUGCUCAGAUGUUGUGGCUGUGGUGCAGCAGAUGCGCAAGAGACAGAGCAGUGGCAACAGUGCCAGCAACCAACCAAAGCUCCAUGCAGAACUGCAAGGCGGAAUUGGAAGCGAUGAAAUGACAGUGUCUGCUACAGUGCUGCCGCAAUUGGUCAAAAUGGAGGACAACGCCCCAGCUCCACCGCCCAGUCUGGACCAGAAUUCUCUUUUGUCCUCGCCGCAAGUGCCAACGGACGAUGCACAGGCGGCAGAAGGGGCAGCAGCAGGAGCAGCUGCGGUAGCGGGAGGGAAGGAGGCUGUUUCGACUUCUGGGAAAGUCGCUGUUUCUGAGCCGCCUCGUUCUCGCUCUCUCUCCCAGUCUUCCCACUCCGCCUCUCAUUCGCACUCCCAUUCGCAAACGCCCAGGUCCAAGCCAGGACUCACGCGGUCCCCCUCCUCCGCCUCCUCCACAGCCUCAUCGCUUGCCUCCCCUUCCAAACACUCCUCAAGGUCGUCCUCGUCUCGGUCCCGCCAGGACGAGCCAUCAGGCCUCAAGCCCCGCAUGCCCUCGUCCGCCUCUUCUGAAGCUACAAGCUCGCCCCGCCCGCGCCACAGGACGAGGGAGGAGGGCAAGGAGGAGGACGGGAGCAGGGACAAGGAGAGGGAGAGACGGGAGAGAGACAAGGAUAGGGAAAAGGACAAGGACAGGGAUAAGGACAGGGAGAGGGAGAAGGAGAAGGAGAAAGAAAGGCGAGAGAGGAAGGAUCGGAAGGAGAGGAAAGAUAAGGAGAGGGAGCGGGAGAGGGUAAGCGAAGGGUCAAGGGGCAGCGACGACGACCAUGCAGUGACGUUGUUACAGGAAGAGGUGGCACGGCUGGUGAGGGAGAAGGAGAGUGAAGCAGCUACAGCCGCAGCAGCAGCUGCAGCAGCAGAGGCGAGUGCGGUGGCAGCGCGAGCAGCGCUAGAGGAGCAGGUGGCGGCUCUCAAGGAAGAGCUGGAGGAAGCGCAGGACAUCAUAGUCACUCUCUCGCAGGCAAAAGCUGAUGCUCAGAAUUCUCUGCUGAGGAAGGAGGAGGAGAUGGAGGUGUUGGCGCGCCAGUGGCAGCAUCAGUUGGCAGAGUACCAGUCAGAGCUGCAGCAGCUGCAAAUCAAACUUCAGGAGGCCCAGAAGCAGCUGCAAGAGAAGCAGCAGCAGCAGCAGCAGCAGCAGCAGCAGCAGCAGCAGCAGCAACAGCAGCAACAGCAACAGCAUCAUGAGUCCCCUGCCCCAUCGCCUUCCCUUUCCCGGGCUGCACGACAGGCAGAGCAGGUGGGUAACACGGUCCACAGCCGCCCAUUCCCCUCCCAUGCCUGCAACUGCCACCUGCCGACGCUCCACAGCCCCCCUGGCUUACACAGUCUACCCAAUCGCAAUCUUAUCCAAUCCUCGAUUCAACAAUCUGCCGGCCAUUGGUGUGAGCAGGAGAUAAGGCAGCUGCAGGAGGAGGUGGAGCGGUGGAAGGAGCACUCAGCGGAGCUGGCGAGGGAGCGGAUGGACAAGGAGGACGAGCUGCUCGCCAUGCAGGAGGACUGGAACAAAACGGAGUCGGAACUGCGGGUGCGGCUGACCCAGCUAGAGGCCGAGCGCAAUCACUGGCAGAAGCAGUUUGCCGAGGCGUCAACCGGCCAGGCUGCAGCUGCGCAUCGCCCUCCCUCCCCCGCCAGCAGUGCCUUUGCGUCCGCGUCUUCUGCUGUGACAGCAGGAGACACAGGCGGAAACGGUGACACUGGUGACAGUGGUGGUUUGAAUGGUAGUGAGGGUGGAGAUGGGGUGGGAGCUUCAAAUGAUUCGGUUACAGGAGCCGCAGCAGCUGGAGCAGGGGAGAAUUCCGAAGAGCGAAUAGCCAAACCUUCUGAUGCAGUUGCAGUAGCAGCCGGAUCAGGAGCAGGAGCCAGGGAAGGAGCGGGGAAGGAAGAGGAGUUGGCAGCAGUGCAGCAGGAGCUAGUGGUGUGCCGGGCAGAGGUGGCGCAGCUGAAAGCAGCAGAGGAGAGGCUGAGCCACGAGGUGCAGUCCCUAGGAAAGGAGAAGCGUGAGCUGCAGAGAGAGGUGGGGUCGCUGAAUGAAGAGCUCAGGACGGAGAGGGAACUGUCUGCGGAGGCUGGGGUGAUGGCCGAGCAGGAGUGGCAGAAACGGCAGGAGUUGGAACGGGUGAAGAGAGAUCUGGAGCGGCAGCUGGCCAAGGCUAAUGCGGCUCCGGCUAGCACUCCUGCUGCUGCUGGUACUCCUGGUGGGCCUGCUGGUGGCACGCCUGCUGGUGUUGGUGAUCACAGGGCGGGAGACGGGACACUUGGGAUGCAGGGGAAAGGGGCAAUCGGGGCAGGUGGCGCAGCAGGGCAGGGCGGAGAAGGAGGUGACUCAGGUAUGUUGCCCAAGUCCCUGGAGUCUGCCUUUGAUGGGGCGGCAGACACUGGAGACCACAUGCAUGGAGGAGGAGGUGGAGGAGGAGGCGAGACGAGAGGUGAUUCAGUAGCAAGCGGUUCCACCAGUGGUAAUGGUGGUGGUGAGGGUGGUGGGAAUGGUGGUGGAGAGGCCGCUGCUGCUCUGCGGGAUGCGCAGUCGGCAGCAGCAGCGCUGGGGCUAGUGAAGGAGCAGCUGGAGCUGCAGGUGAAGGCGCUGAAAGAGCAGGGCGAGAUGCUGCAGCGGAAAGCAGAGGCUCUCCAGCAGGAGGUGGCAGUGCUGCAGCGGGAGGUGCAGGAGGGGCGGCACAAGGUGGCAGAGGCACGGGAGGAGCAGACCAGAGCCGAGCAGGAGCGGAACAGCGAGGUGAUGAAGAGUGCGUUCAACCGCGUGUGCUUGCAACUGGUAGGGGAGGCGAAGGAGAGGGUGGAAGAGGAGGCGGCGGCGGCAGCAGCGCUGGUUGCAUCAGCGAACGAGAGGGAGAAGGCGGCGGAGAAGUGUCUGUUUGCGCUGCUGAGCGAGGUGGCGCGGCUGGUGAAGGUGCACGAGGUGCAGGCGAGGAACAAGGGCGCUGCGUACCAUCGGUACCGCAUCACUCUGGCGGACAUUGAGAGCGUGAAGGAGGACCUGCAGGAGGUGGUACGCUGUGUGGAGACUCACGCGGCUGUGGCCGAGCGAAGCCGCGUGAAGGGAUGGUCCGGGACAGGCUCGGAACUUUCCGGCAUGACUGAUGCCAUUGCUGCUGCCUCUGCUGCUGCUUCGGCUGCUGCUUCGGCUGCUGCUUCGGCUGCUGUGUCUGCUGCUGGUGGUGCGUCGUCGGUUGUGGGGGCCGGAGGCGGGGGAGGAAGUGCAGGAGGGGCUGAUUGGGCGGGGGCUCAAGGCCGGGGAGUGCAGGUGCAAGGCAGAGACGAGGACCCUGCAGCCAGCGCGCUGCUGGCAGAGCUUCUGGAGAAGGAGCUCGACAGGGUGAUGAGCAGGGUCGCAGAGGCGGAGAAACUGCAGGCAUCAAUCGAAGCGGUGGUGGUGGAGGAACGGAGAUUAGUAGAGGAUGUGCAGCGGGACCUGCAAGCAGUGCAGGCGAAGCUGGUCGAGGCGGAGAUGAUUCGCGAGCAGGCAGAGGCGCUGCGAGAGACAGAGCGGGUUCUGAGCAAGGAGAUUGAGGAGGAGGGCAAGGAGGCGAAGGUGCGGGCUUUGGAGGAGGAAGAGGUGGAGGGGAGGAUCAUCGCUCUAGAGGCGACGGAGCAGGUGAUACGAGCAGAUCUGGAAGAGAAGAGCCUGCGGCUGAGGCAGAUUGACCGGGACCAUCCAGAUCUGAGUGCGGCUGUAAGCAUAGCAGGAACGGGGGAGGGUGGUGCAGCAGCAGGGUUGAAGAAACUGUUUGCUCUUGGGAGGGCGGCGGAGCCUGCGGUUGUGGUUCCAGCGUCGCUGUCUGCUGUGGCAAAGGAACGGGCGAAGCUGCUGGAUGAGAUACGGGUGAUGCGGGAGCAGCUCAUGUGGACGCAGUCGUCGCUCAUCAAGGCUCGGCAGAGACUGCCGGAGCUGCAUCAGGAGGCAGUGGAGUGCCGGCGAAGGGUGGAGAAGAAGGAGAAGGAGGCCGUGAGGGUCAGGCAGUGGCUUCAAGACCAUGCCGCUGCUGUUGGGGGCACAGGGGGAGGAGAGACAGGAGGGGGUGGGGCAGGAGAAAGAGCAAGGGGAGGGGGAGCAGUGUCACGGGUGGGGGUUGGAGGAGGCAUGGCAAGUGUGGUGGGAGGGCUAUAUGGUGGGAUUGGAAGCGUUGCUGGUGAUAAAGAAGAUGCAGGAAAGAAGAGUGGUGGCGGUGGCAGUGUGUGGGGAUGGUGGCAGUCGAAAAAUGACGGCCACCCAUCCAGCUCACCUCGGGCACAUGCCACUGCAGCUGCUUCUGUAUCUGCAGCUGCUAAUAAUGCUGGUGCUUCUAGUGCUGCGGCUUCAAUGGUCUCUACUACAGCCACGUUGGGAUCCAUACCACCACCACCAGCAGCUGCUGCUGCAGCACCACCUCCAAAACUCCCGCAGGCUCCAGUGGUGGAGGAGCAACUGCAAGUUGGAAAUAGCCAAAUGGUGGAUGAAGGAGGGACAGCGGUGCAUAUAAGGGCGGAACCAGUGGGAGGAGGCUAUGAUGCUGGGGCGGAGGAGGAUGAGAACGAUGAGGUGGAGGACUACAUUGAGGGAGAUGAAUAUAUCGGCGAGGAGGGUGACGACGAGGAAUAUAGAGAUCAGGAUGACCAACCGAAUGAGUGUGUGCGGAUGGUGGCCUCUGAGCUCGAAGAUACUCCUGGGUUACAGGAGGAAACCUGUGAGGCAAUUGAUGAGGAGUGUAUUUAUCUCUCCACCCCCCUCCCUCUUUCACCCCUUCAUCCGAUCCCUGUCAUCUUUCCUCGCUCCUUUCCGUCUCCUUUCCGUCAUCUUUCCGUCAUCAUUCUGAUCGCCCCUAUACCCGCCCCUCCUUGCCCUCCUCCCCAUUCAAACACCGCUUUCUCUUCCUUACCCACCCUCAUCCCCCGCCGCCUUUGGUCCUACGAUCGCAUCCUCAUCGUCAUCAUAAUCGCAACCCAACCGUCGCAGCGGUACGAGCAGACGGGCAACGCCAUCUGCCUCAAGGCGCGCGACGACAAUGCGGCGGCCGCCACGCAGAGCGGCGCGUUUGACCUCAACUACGCGGACGUAAUGUUCGCCGGCGUCAACCCUGGCUCAUCCAUCAAGGACGGCAACGGUAUCUGCUACGACAGCGCGGCGCCUGGCAGCGCGUCGUUCCUAGACAUACAGUAUUACGUCAACAUCACGUCCUUCGGUCGCACCUAUGUCGCGUCGCUCCCCACACGCCUGCUGCCUGCCGUCGUCGCGCAAGCCUCGUUCAGCGUGAACGUGUGGUGGAAUCGCGUCUCUGGUGCCUAUCCGGGGCCGCCGUCCGCGGAGGACGGCAACGCGUCUGACGGCGCUGCUGCUGCUGCGAGCGCGGCGGCGGCGGCUUCUGUUGCUACUGUUUCUGCUGGUGUGGAUGCGGGCGGAACCGGAAGUUUGAAUGGCCAGCAGCAGCAGCAGCGGCAAGGAGGGGCGGAUGUGGUGGUGCUCAAUGCGGUGAACAAGGCAUCGAAGCCUCUGGAAGUGAUAGGCGCGCCCUCCCUCGUGACUCUCGACCCUGCUGACUCUCCCAAGCAGCCCACCACAGAGACUGUUGCAGCACCAGCAGCAGCCUACUCUCUCCGCUACACCACAUUCGACGUUGCCCUGCGCUACGUGCUCCCCAAGUACCUCACCCCAACCUACGCCUCCAACGGCCAGCUCUCCUUCACACCGCGGGCCUCCCAGCCAGGCGCGACCGGCGCGGCAGCCAUCCUGUUCACGUCGGAGCGAGACGCGGUGUACGCGGGCGGCGUCACGUGGAUUGUCUCGUACCUGGUGCACCGCCCGGACCCGUCGCCCUCGUCUGUGGGCUUCCAGUUUGUGCUAUUCGAAGCGUCCUUCUACCAGCCACCGCCCAACGCAACAGCCUCCGCUUCCUCUGCUGCUUCCACUUCCUCUUCUGGUUCUGCUGCCGUUGUUACCCCGAGCCCCGUGGCACGGCGGUUGCUGCUGGCGCAAGGUGCGGCAGAGGAGUGCAGUGGGCUCGUGUGCCCUGGGAGGACUGACGCGGCACGCUCCGGUGCCGCAGCCUUCGUAUGCCGGCCGCGUUACCCCUGCCCCUUGGGCUGCACCCCUGGAAAGAGCAACUACCCCAACUGCUGCCUUGCGUGCUCGGCUUCCGCGUGCCAAAUGGACGCCCUUUAUGGGUUGCUUGGUGCUGCUGGGGACAGUUUCUUUGGCCUGGGCGCUACUGCUGACUGA
This is a messenger RNA of Closterium sp. NIES-65, 7767 nucleotides long. The record is from the annotation of a GenBank genome assembly. Lineage: Eukaryota; Viridiplantae; Streptophyta; Zygnematophyceae; Desmidiales; Closteriaceae.